Molecule: messenger RNA, 612 nt
Organism: Rotaria sordida
Lineage: Eukaryota; Metazoa; Rotifera; Eurotatoria; Philodinida; Philodinidae
Source: the annotation of a GenBank genome assembly
AUGCAAACAAUUUAUUAUUUUGCUUUUUUAACUUUGUUAUUUGCAAUUGUUCAACCAUCAACAAUAACAAUAAACACUGGUUUAGGUCAAUGUUUAAGUGAUUUAGCAACUCAAGAACUUGCUGUUUCAUAUAAUUAUCUUCAAUUAUCAUCAAAAUUUGGUACAGCCAGUGCCUAUCCAGGUUUUUCAAGUUUUUUUACAAAAUUAAGUGAUGAAGAUUCAUCGAAAGCUUAUGAUCUUGUUAAAUUUCUUGCUUUACGUAGAGCUCAACUUACACGAUUAAUUCAUAAAGAUGGUCUUAAAAUUCGUAGUGAAUUAUCAAAUGUACUUGAUGUUUAUCAAGGUUUAAUAGAAGCUCGUCGUCAAAAUAGAGAAGUAUGGAAAGAUGUUGUCCGUUGUCAUCAAGAAGCUGAUGGCAGUAAAGAUGCAAAUGUACAAGAUUAUCUUGAAUCCCAUUUACUUGAUCAUCAUAUUGAAAUUGAUAAACUUUUAGGUGAUCUUGAACAUCGUAUAAAUGACGUUCAAGUAUCUGACAAGAAAUUAACAAUAUUUAUGAUCGAUGAAGAACUUUUAGAAACAUAUGGUGAUCGUCGUAAAGAUGUUUUUUCAUAA